Xiphophorus maculatus (southern platyfish) is the source of this 5821-nucleotide messenger RNA. RefSeq names its product upstream binding transcription factor, RNA polymerase I (gene ubtf). The coding region runs from base 1182 to 3404 and encodes 740 amino acids. The record is from RefSeq and is a predicted model, not a curated record. The transcript has 21 exons. NCBI's taxonomy places the organism in Eukaryota, Metazoa, Chordata, Actinopteri, Cyprinodontiformes, Poeciliidae.
GAGGUUUGGAGCUGGUGGAAACCGCCUGAGCACAGGAAAAGAGAAAUAAAUGCUGACAAACAACAAAUUGCAUUUGAUUUUUAUUUGAUUUUAAAUAGCAACAACAUUAAAUACGAGAACCAGAGAGCUGCAACUUUGGCUUUCCUGGGACCCGGAGUUGCCUGCUAAAACCCCCGCGGUGCAAAAAAUUUCGCCUCGGAGAUGUAACAGGGUCGGCCUCGGGGAGAAACAGUAAUCGUGCUCGGUUUUAUUAAAAAAAAAAAUCAACGGUGCGCCACCGCAACAAAAAAAAAAAUGGUGUUGAGCCGGCGCAGCGAAAUGGUUGGAUGGAGAGGGGCGAGCUGCUGCGCGUUGAGUGGAGGGAGACUGCGAGUGAGAUGGAGGCGGGGGGAAGGACCGUCUCUGCGGGGACUGGAGCCCAGCAUCGACGGCGCAGUGCUGGCUAUAGUUCAACCCUCCCCUUCUUCCUCCACAGCGACACUGGCUCACAACGAAACAGGUAAGGCACCACAAAACUCGGUCGGUUUCACAGAUAUACUACCGAGAAGCUCGUACAAAAACCGUUGAAAAGUUUGCAGUUGAGCAUUUAGUUGUGGGGCCGGUUGUCAUUUAAAGCCCCUCGCACGGCAGUUUCUUUGUAGCACCGAAACAGACCGACCGUUGUGGAAGGGUACAGACGAGGUCGGCCAUACCCGAAUUACUUAUCCCGAACAGUGGGGAAGAACCGCGUUGUAAGACCCGAAGGUAUGUUUCAUUUUUACUGAAAAAAAGGGCACCCGACGACUACUUUAAGCAAAAACACUUUCAUCGAAACUGAGACAUUUGUGAUGUAACUGUGGGGUUUGCGUGGGGAACGAGCCGUGGUUUCCGCGCCGAGACCUCCAUGCGGCUGUUGGCGGAACAGCUAGCCGCCGCUCUCGGCCAGCCAUCAGGGAUCUCGGUUUAAUAUCUCACCGUACAGAGACUCGCCCUCCCUCUCCCCCUCACUCUCUCUCACCGACCGUAGCCCAGAACCACCAGCGACGACCGAGCUCGAAGAACCCGCCUUCUCGUCCUUGCUUAUGCGCUUUUCGGGUGUAGGGGAAGGGAGGCUGCAACGCCCCGGCUUUAGCUCUAAGCUCCGUUGUCAGUGUUUGCAGUGCGCCAUUGGACCUUGUCACGAUUCGAGACUAUAAUCACAAAUGAAUGGAGACAUGGAGGUGGUGGCCCAGGACCAAGUGUGGGCGCAGGAUGACCUCCUAAAAUUGCUGGACUCCAUGAAAGUGGCUCUGCCUCAGAAGGAUCUGACAAAAUACAAAACCUCCGAGUCCCACCUGGACUGGCAGAAGGUAGCCUUCAACUCCUACACAGCAGAGAUGUGCAAGCAGAAAUGGCAGGAAGUCUCAAAAGAGAUCCGGAAAUUCAGAACUCUAACAGAGCUGAUAUUUGAUGCCCAGGACUACAUCAAGAACCCUUACAAAGGCAAGAAAUUAAAGAAACACCCAGAUUUUCCCAAGAAGCCUUUGACUCCGUAUUUCCGUUUCUUCAUGGAAAAGAGGGCCAAGUAUGCAAAGUUGCAUCCUGAAAUGAGCAACUUGGACCUCACUAAGAUCCUCUCCAAGAAGUACAGGGAGCUCCCUGACAAAAAGAAGAAAAAGUAUGUAGAAGACUUCUUGCGUGAUAAGGAAACAUUUGUGCAAAGCAUGAUGAAAUUCAGGGAAGACCAUCCAGACCUCAUGGAGAGCAUGACUAAGAAAGGUUCAAAUGUCCCAGAAAAGCCCAAGACGCCCCAACAGCUGUGGUACAACCAUGAAAAAAAGGCGUUCCUCAAGUCGCACCCUGAUGCGACCACCAAAGACAUCAAGGACAGUCUUGGUAAGCAGUGGACGCAGCUGUCUGACAAAAAGAGGCUCAAAUGGAUUAGCAAGUCCCUGGAGCAGCAAAAGUUGUACGAGGAAGCGAUGCGGGAAUACAUCCAGCAGCACCCGGAGCUGAACAUGAGCCAGGGAGACUUUGUGAAGUCCACCCUGACCAAGGCGGAGCGGCACCUCAAAGACAAGUCCGAUGGCCGGCCCGACAAACCACCUCCAAACGGUUACUCGAUGUUCUGCGCCGAGCUGAUGUCCAACAUGAAGGACGUUCCGAGCACGGAGCGCAUGGUUAUGUGCAGCCAGCGGUGGAAGCUCCUGAAGCAGAACGAUAAGGAUGCGUUCCAGAAACGCUGCGAACAGAGGAAGAAGGAGUAUGAAAUAGAGAUGAACAGAUUCCUCAGUACCUUGUCAGAGAAGGAGCAGCAGCGAGUUCUGGGGGAGGAUAAGAUUGGUCUUAAAAAGAACAGUGCAGCCAGCAGCCCUGCCUCUAAAAAGAAAAAUGCUAAAACGAAGGCAACUACAGAGAAACCCAAGAGGCCCAUCUCUGCCAUGUUCAUAUUUGCUGAGGAGAAGCGAUCCAAGCUGCAGCAGGAGCGACCCGACAUUCCUGACAGCGAGCUCACCAGACUCCUGGCCCGCAUGUGGAACGAGCUGCCUGAUAAGAAGAAGGAGAAGUAUAAACGAGUGGAGGCACUUCUGAAAGCCGAGUCUGAGAAGAAAGAGAGGGAGGACAGAAGUCGCCUGCCGGAUCCGCCCAAAACGGCUCAGGAAAUCUGGCAGCAGAGUGUCAUAGGGGACUACGUUGCCAGAUUUAAGAAUGAUCGACCAAAGGCACAUAAAGCCAUGGAAACGGUGUGGAGCACCAUGGAGAAAAAGGAGAAGAUCAUGUGGAUCAAAAAAGCUGCAGAAGACCAGAAAAGAUAUGAAAGAGAUCUGUGUGAGAUGCGAUCUCCUGCUAACGUCGUCACACCUUUGAAGAAGAUGAAGUUCGAAGGAGAACCCAAAAAACCGCCGUCAAACGGAUACCAAAAGUUCUCCCAGGAGAUGCUGUCUAACGGCGAGCUGAACCACCUCCCGAUGAAGGAGCGAAUGACCGAGAUCGGCAGCCGGUGGCAAAGGCUGCCGCUGAAGGACAAGGACCGCUACAAGAAGAUCGCCGAGGAGAAGCAGAAGCAGUACAAAGUCCUCCUGGAACAGUGGCUCGCUAGCUUGUCUUCACAAGAGCGAAAUACGUACAGAGAAUACAAUUCCCAAAAAAGAAGAGCUCCAGCAAAACCAGGAGGCGCCAAAGCAAAGAUUAAGAAAUCUGACACUGAGGAAGAGGAGGAUGACGAUGAUGAAGAGCGGGAGAAGGCUUCGUCUGAAGCAGACUCCUCCAGUGAGGAGGAUGAUGAAGAUGAAGACGACGAUGAUAACGAUGAAGAUGACGAUGAUGAUGAUGACGACGAUGACGAUGAUGAUGAUGAUGAGGUGGAUGACAAAGAAAACAAAUCGGACGAUGACAGCAGCAGCGACUCUAACUCCGCCGAGUUGUCAGAGUCGGAUUCGGACUGAAACAUGGCCGCCGCCCAGAGACGAACUAAAGCAGCACUGAGCUGAGCCAAGAGUCCAGGGAGCUCUGCCACUGUGCCAACCCUGCUCUCCUCCCACUAGAGGGAGCUCUCCUUCCCCUCCGCAUCGCUUCAUCUAUCCUACACCCCGUUUACGUUGCUGCUCCAGAAGGAAGCCCGGCCCUGAAGUCAGUCCGAUUCCCUCCCGGGUGUGACGGUCACAGCUGACGUUAUACCAAAAACAGCAUCCCACUGGUUUGGUGAUGUCAUGAACAUUUCUUCUCCGAGUUUGGUUAUUUUAUUUGCAGGCUCUAUAGUAAAAGUUAGAGUUAAAUGUAUCAGGUAAUCAGUUUCCCUCCAGUAUUUUUUUUCCUGACAAGGAGGUUGUGGACAGAACAGGCUUCAGAGCCAAAGAACAGUUCGGUGGAUCACUUUAUGAAGAGGGGGGCAGGGAGCAUGUGCAGGGCACUGAAUAAUUGCACUCUUUAGAAUGUUUCUUUUAAUUUUUACUUCUUUUUUCCCCCCCAUGUUUUCAUUUGAUGUAGAUUUUGUGAUUUGGUUCUUAUAACGGUGGUAUUUUGUUUAGAAGUCAAGCCAUUAAGAAUGUUUUUCUGUCACUGGAAGUUGCUUGUCUUCUCAGUAGAUUUAGCAUGUUUUCCGUCAGAGUGGAUGGGCUCCAACUCAUUUAUACCGCUGGCAGAUUUACAAAUUAAAGGCAUUUUCAUUCAGUCGAGACGUUUGGCUUUGAUUUGAACUGAUGCAGGCAUCUCUCGUUAUGUAAUGAGGAUAAUGUUUUGUCACAUUUGGGCGAGGGGGGAUAAAGAUCUUUAUUUCCGUUUUAACAAGACAUAGCACGCUGAAAAUUAUUUAUAUCCUUUUUUAAUAGCCAGUGGACAAAUGUAAUGUUUUGGCAUUACAGAAAACAAACCCCUCCAACAAUUGCUGACUGACUUUGUGCAUUAAAUGUAAAUCUGACAAGGGUAUGAAUAAUUUAUUUGGCAUAACCUUUACUCCACAUUAGUGAAAAUACAAUAAUUGCUGUAAGUUUUGGUAAACGCAUUUAGCUCAAUCCACAAAACAUUGGAAAUUAUCGCUGCAACAAUCAGUUUUUACAAAAUAAUCUAACAUGAUCCAUAAAAUGUAAAAACAUCUGUAAAUAUUUAGUAAUUUCUUUAUUUUUUUGCACAUUUUGCAACACAGAUUUUCUGUGUUGCAAAAUGUGUUUUCUGUGUUGGAAUUCACAGUCAUAUGUUGAAGUUUAAUCAGAAGGUUUAAAAUACAUUUAUUUCCAGGUGUAAAUAUUUGGUAUCAUCACAGCACCCAGGUCUGUCUCCAAAACAACAUGUCUCAUAGAAUUCAUUUAUCAGUCUUCAAACAAUUCUGGUUGUUUCAGCAGUUUGUCUGGACCUCAAAGGGAGCCAUUUUUGCAGUGGUCUACAUUUAAUUUUUAGUAUUUUUUUUUAAACAAUAUACCUUUGGAAUUUUUUUGAUUAUUUUGUUUAUAUGCUUCCAGGUUUUUGUGAGCAUUAAUCUUCUGCUGAGGACCUGAAUGGUUUAAUUUUUUUAAAUUGAGUUUUGUUUAUUUCAGUGGCUGUCAUGACUUUGGGUUUUGUCUAACGCCCCCCUCCUAAAAAGUGUGCACUUAAUGUAAAUCUGUCCUUCUGAGUUUGUGUGCACGCAUUCACAUUACUGUGUAUAUACGACGAUGUGUGCGUGUGUAUUUCUCUUUUUUGCUUUAAUGUUUGCUGUUGUUGCUGUUUUCUUGCAAACCGAGAUGUGACUACAGCGUGCAUCUUCGUGCCUGUGUGGGGGCAUCAUACCAACACCAUGAAUGUACAUAUUGUUCAGUUUUUGGAUCUCAACCUUCCCUAAUUUGUGUCAUUAUUUCCGUAAUAAUGGACAAAACUUCCAUCAUUUUUAUUUUGAUUGAUUACUCUGUUAUUGAUCUGUAUGUGAUGGAAUAUUUUGACUGUAUCACAGACUGCAACAAAAACCAGCGUGGGCUAUUUAAGUAACUUGAGGAGGGGAACAAGUGACUGACACAAAGGGAGUUGCUGGGUGGAGCUGAGUUACCUGAAAAUUUGGGGUUAAAAAAAUGUAAUUUUUCUGUAAAUACUGUUUUUGUUUUUUUUAUUGAGUGGAUUUUGUUUUGUUAGUACGUUAACUUCGCAAUCCCUCUUCUGUGACUUCCAGGGCCAGUGAGUCUUCCACUCACGGGAGGAGAGUUUUUAGUUCAAGGUCACCUGUUUUACUUGUUUCUUCUCUUCCCCUAUGUUGGUUUGUAGAGAUAUGUAUGACAGCAAAGCUUUACAAGUUUGUACUGCUGAUCAUUUGACAGGAUUUGAUGUUUUAUAUAGCGGAGGAUGUUCUUAUGUCCUUGUAGUUUAAGUAUUUGGGCAAAUAAAAAGAUUAUCCUUAAAA